AUGGUACAUGAUAUGAAAGUGGAAUUCAAUGAGGGUAUAGAAACACUAAAGAAAAACCAUAGUGAGCUACUGGAGAUCCAAAAUAUAGUGAAUCAAAUUAAAAGUUCUGCCGAAAGCCUCACCAGUAGAAUCAGCCAAUGGAAGAACAGCAUAUCUGAGCCUGAAGUUGCUCUUGGAUUCCAGGCCCAGAUCAUACAUGCAACAGAGACCAAAGAAGUCCUGGAGGCAAAGGAAGGACUUGAACCUGAUGUGCUUCCCCUGGGCUUUGGAGAGUCUUCAGACUGCUGCUUCUUCUAUACUUCAUGGAUCAAGUGUUCAAGAUUUGUAUAUUAUUUUCCAACCAGUGGUAGUUGUCUCAAGCCAGGCAUCAUCUUUGUCACCAAGAAGAGGAACCAGAUCUGUGCCAACCCCAGUGAUCCAAGAGUUCAGGAGUGCAUAAAACGCCUGACGCAAAACCCAAGACCUGGGGACCAAGUCAUUGUUUGAGAAGGAGGGCAUGUAUUGCCAGCCACUUUCUUCUGCCUUCCCCAGUGACCACCUAGGAGGCUCUCAGCGUUUGUUUUUUAUUAAUAUAAAAACAUUUACUUUCCUGUUCCGGUUUAGAGCAACACAUCUAGCUUUGUCACCAGGGGAACUUGUCUGUGCCAAGCCCAGUGAUCUGAAAACUGAGAAAAUGCAUGAAAAGCCUGAUGCUGACCUCACUGACUACACAUAACAUUUAAUUAAGAUAAGAGGGCAAAGGCUGGAAAGAUGGCUCAGCGGUUAAGAGCACUGGCUGCUCUUCCAGAGGACCUGGGUUCAAUUCCCACUCAGAUGGCAGCUCAAUCUAUCUGUAAUUCCAAUUCCAGGGGAAUUGAUACCCUAGUCUGCUCUUUAAUUAAUAGUAUUUA
Molecule: messenger RNA, 890 nt
Organism: Peromyscus californicus insignis
Lineage: Eukaryota; Metazoa; Chordata; Mammalia; Rodentia; Cricetidae
Product: C-C motif chemokine 9-like
Exons: 5
Coding region: 1-486 (161 amino acids)
Biological process (GO): G protein-coupled receptor signaling pathway; cellular response to type II interferon; inflammatory response
Cellular component (GO): extracellular region
Molecular function (GO): CCR chemokine receptor binding; chemokine activity
Source: RefSeq, a predicted model, not a curated record